This is a messenger RNA of Macadamia integrifolia, 769 nucleotides long. Its product is annotated as transcription initiation factor TFIID subunit 10-like. The transcript has 6 exons. Gene Ontology annotation, biological process: transcription initiation at RNA polymerase II promoter. Gene Ontology annotation, molecular function: promoter-specific chromatin binding; RNA polymerase II general transcription initiation factor activity. The coding region runs from base 7 to 609 and encodes 200 amino acids. The record is from RefSeq and is a predicted model, not a curated record. NCBI's taxonomy places the organism in Eukaryota, Viridiplantae, Streptophyta, Magnoliopsida, Proteales, Proteaceae. Gene Ontology annotation, cellular component: nucleus; transcription factor TFIID complex; SAGA complex.
GCCCGGAUGGGCUUGGACGAGCUUUCAGGCUGGACUGGGCUCAUCAAACCAAAGAAGCGAACCUCACAAGUCAUAACUAACAGUGAAGGAGUAAUGUCUCAGAAUAAAGCCAAGAGGGGGCCGUCGUUGAUUUCCGAAGGAGCUCCUGCUGCUGCUUUUGAGAGAGAGAGAGAGAGAGACUGCGGUCGGAAGAGGAGGAUGAAUCAAAACACCCCUUCAGGUGAAGGCAGGCACGACAAUGAUUCUGCUCUGUCUGACUUCCUUGCUUCUCUCAUGGAUUACACCCCCACUAUCCCAGAUGAACUAGUGGAGCAUUACAUCGCCAAGAGUGGUUUCCAGUGCCCCGACGUGCGACUAAUAAGAUUGGUAGCUAUUGCUACACAAAAGUUUAUUUCAGAGGUUGCAACUGAUGCUCUUCGGCAGUGCAAAGCAAGACAGGUAGUGGCAGUCAAGGAUAAGAAAGAGAAGCAGCAAAAGGAUAAGCGCCUGAUCUUGACAAUGGAGGAUUUAUCCAAAGCACUUCGUGAGUAUGGUGUGAAUAUGAAACACCAAGAAUACUUCACAGAUAGCCCUUCAACUGGAAUGGAUCCUGCUUCAAGGGAAGAAUGAUUUAAAUUUGUUCUACUACUUAAGGUCAAGCACGGUUUGUGUUUCUUCUUGUCAUUUGUCUUUAAACUUAAGCCAGAGUGUUUGAAGUUACAGGGAAAGUUUUUAUUGGUAAUUUGUACAUUUUUGUGCCAUCUUUAAUGGAACACAAUUUUUGUUCUCA